Molecule: messenger RNA, 2390 nt
Organism: Babjeviella inositovora NRRL Y-12698
Lineage: Eukaryota; Fungi; Ascomycota; Pichiomycetes; Serinales
Product: MFS transporter
Exons: 1
Coding region: 475-2289 (604 amino acids)
Biological process (GO): transmembrane transport
Molecular function (GO): transmembrane transporter activity
Source: RefSeq, a predicted model, not a curated record
ACGAAACUCAGCUGUAAACAAGCACUAUGGUAGGCACAAAAACGAGUCCAGCUUCUUCCAUAUGUGGAUCAGAAACCUUCCUCAGGUUUAUACCAGAAGCCUAGUUCCAGAAUCCCUAUCUGCUGUUUUCCUAACCUCUCUGAAUACGCAUGGAUCCUCACCAUUGUGCACGGCUUGCGAGGUUUCCAGUGCGCAAAAAAAUAGAGCAAAUAUAGAAAAUGCCGGCGCCUACUGCAUGUACGCGGGUAAUUCCAGCCGUGCGUGCAUACCCUGCCAUGUACAUACACAGUUGUAACCAAGGGAGUUAUUAUAGCUCAGCUAACCACAUUUCCACGACUCUAAAAUAUCCCAAACAUAGUCCCUUCUCAUCUAUAAAAGGACCCCUCACCCGCUUUAUUUUCCUCCUCUCAUUCACUACUCCUAAGUACAUACACAUCACUUUCUACUUAUUACACCUGCAUAUAUUCAUUCACCAUGAGUUCCAACAUUGAUGAGGUUGAUAUCGCAAGCAUCAAUUCUGAUAUCUCCAGAUUUUCUCCAGCGGUUGCAGAACAACCAGAGCACCAAAAUUCUCUUAAAAUUAUGAGAACCAUCUCAAACAUUCGCCAGCAAGAACAAGCCGACCACAACAACUUAGAACGGUUAAUUUCCAACAACGCUGGUGUCUCAAGGGUCGUUACCCGUCUUGAGGAACGUGCCGGGGCCUUGGGUCCCCUAGAAGUGCCCCUUGAUUUGGAAAAACCGGCUACCAAACACUCCAUCAUUGAGGACUACAACCCUACCGAGCAGGAUGAAUGGCAAUACCCAAUUGACCAAGAAACCGGUUUAAGGCUAGUCGAGUUCCUUGAGGGCGAUAACGACGAUCCAAGAAAUAUCAGUGACUCGAAGAAGUGGUAUUACACCAUAGUCUUGGGGUUGGUUUGUUUCACGGUUGCGUUUGGUUCUGCCGUUGUUACUGGUGACAUCGCCGGGCCGGCUAAAGAGUUCAACGUUUCAGUAGAGGUUGUCAUUUUAACCGUCACUUUAUUCGUCUUGGGCUUCGGGUUCGGUCCAUUGGUGUUUGCCCCAUUGUCCGAAGAAUUGGGCCGUUAUCCGAUCUAUGGAGUUACGUUAUUCCUCGCAGUAAUCUUUGUCAUCCCGUGUGCACUUGCUAAAAACAUUGGUACCUUGUUGGUUUGUCGUCUUAUCGAUGGGUUGGCCUUUUCUGCUCCCAUGUGUCUUAUCGGUGGCUCUUUGGCGGACAUCUGGCCUGCUGAAAAGAGGGGUGUGGCUAUGGCCAUCUUCUCUGCUGCUCCGUUCAUGGGACCUAUUAUUGGUCCUUUAGUUGGUGGCUUCAUCGGUGAUAACACUUCCUGGAGAUGGAUCUACUGGACUUUGCUUAUUUUUUCCGGUGUUAUCUACGUAAUUUUCAUGACCAGUGUCCCUGAAACCCACCACGCCACCAUUUUGAAAAAGAGGGCCAAGAAAUUGAGACGCGUGACCGGCGAUGACAGAUACCGUUCCUUGACUGAGUUGAAGAUUAGAAACAUUGCCGAGACUGCCAAGGUUUCACUCCUCAGACCUUUUUUGUUAUUGUCAGAAUUGAUUGUGUUCUUGAUAACCAUUUACAUGUCUGUUAUCUAUGGUUUACUUUACAUGUUCUUUUUUGCUUACCCGGUUGUUUACGGAGACAAGGGCUGGUCCGACUCUAAGAUCGGUUUGAUGUUUAUUCCUAUCUUGGUUGGUGUUUUUAUUGCCACUUCGUUCGCCCCAUGGAUCAACAGAGAUUAUAACCGUCGUGCGCAACCAUACCGUGACAGGGGCGAAAUGCCACCCCCAGAGUUGAGAUUGAUCCCGAUGAUGAUUGGGUGCUGGUUUGUGCCUGUAAGUCUUUUCUGUUUUGCCUGGACCUCCUACGAGUGGGUCCACUGGGCUGGUCCUUGUAUUUCAGGUCUCGGUGCCGGUAUUGGUUUCGCUGUCUUGUACAACCCUGCCAACAACUACAUUGUCGAUUCGUACCAGCACUACGCUGCCUCUGCUUUGGCUGCUAAGACUUUUGUCAGAUCAAUCUGGGGCGCCUGUUGUCCAUUGUUCACCAUUCAAAUGUACCACCGUUUGGGUAACGAAUGGGCUACCUCCUUGAUGGCUUUCAUUAGCUUGGCUUGUUGCAUGAUUCCGUUCUUGUUCUACAGAUACGGUGCUGUUAUCAGAGAAAAGUCCAAGUACGCAUACGCUCCAGAAUCUGGCGAGGCCAAAACUGAUGAUGCUGAAAAGCAUUUGAAUAGUUCUAGAAGUUCUGUCAGCGAGUAAACCCCGUCAGAUAUCCCAUAUUUUUCUCUCAUAUUUUAUUCUUAAGCCUAAUAGCUGCCUUUUAAUCUACACCAUACUUGUAGUAUUUAUUGCCUGCGGAG